Molecule: messenger RNA, 1281 nt
Organism: Ipomoea triloba (trilobed morning glory)
Lineage: Eukaryota; Viridiplantae; Streptophyta; Magnoliopsida; Solanales; Convolvulaceae
Exons: 2
Coding region: 190-966 (258 amino acids)
Source: RefSeq, a predicted model, not a curated record
GAGAAAGUCAUUGGCUAAAUUUUCAAUCCUGGGCCACUGCAUUUAAUCAAAUAUGGAAGUCUGAGAUAUGAUAGGUGUAGUUAGACAAGGUAAGAUAGAUUAGGCACAACUACUACUCUUAGAUAGGUUGUCUGUGAUUUACACAAGAAGCCACAAGGAGAAAGAAAGGUUAAGAGCAAGACCAGAAGAAUGCAUCUAACCUGGAAGGAGGAGCAUCUGGAUAUUCUUCUGGUCCCGGCUGGUUUGCUGAUCAUGUUCGGGUAUCAUCUCUACCUCCUUUAUAGAUACCUGAGAUGUCCAGGGGAAACGGUCAUAGGAUAUGAAAAUCAUAACAAGAAAGCAUGGGUAGAGAGAAUGAUGCUGGUUGAAGGUAAAGACAGAACUGUAGCUGUAAAUGUGAUCAAUUCCAAUUUAUCAGUAUCAACUACCAUGUGUUCCAUGUCCUUAGCUCUCUGCUCCUUAAUUGGAGCUUGGUUUGGAAGCUCUUUCAAGAACAUACUUACCAGCAGUGUAAUCUAUGGUAACACGAGCUCUACUAUUGUUUCCAUCAAAUACAUAGCUCUGCUUUCCUGCUUCCUAGUCGCUUUUGGCGCUUUUGUGCAAGCUGCGAGAUACUAUGUUCAUGCAAGUUUCUUAAUCACCACACCAAAAAGUGACUUACCGGUGAAAUACAUUGUGAGGGCGGUGAUAAGAGGAGGCAAUUUCUUUUCGGCUGGAACACGGGCACUGUAUUUCGCCACCAAUUUGCUGAUGUGGAUCUUUGGUCCAAUCCCAAUGUUGUGCGCAUCAAUGGCUAUGGUGACACUAUUGUACAACCUUGACAAAAAUUCAUGUGAAUUGCACGAAUAUUGUCCCCUUCCCAAACAAGAUUCCUUCAAGAAAAUAGGUGAGCAAGUAAAAACGUAUCAAGAAGUAAUCACUGUUGCUCAGAAUAAUGGAGACCAAGGAAGACGGUAUGAGAACUAAAGCAGGACAUCCAGUGUCCGGCAGUGACCACUUCCUGCAAAGAGUAACAGAGAUAGUAUUUGCAGGCAUAAAAUGAAAACAAGUAUCACUUCAACCAGCAUAUGUGAGAUUUACUAUUUUUUAACAUUCCUAUUCAGUAGAAAACAAUAAAAGCAUUUGAGCGGAUCUGUAGCUUUGCAUUUAGUACUUGUAAUUCCAGCUGCAAUUUCAUUAGGUCAUCCAGGUGGCAACCAUGAAAUGUAUUUUCAUUUUAAAUGAUUGUAAAUUGAUAAUAUUACGAAGAAUGGAUGCAUUACCAAAAAUUGCAUGUCUUAA